GAAUCGCAUCUAAAUAUGGAUGAGUCUAACUUUUUUGCAGAAAUGAGGACCAGUGUUGACCAGAGGCUCAUCCAAACAGAAUUUGGAUCAGCAGAAGGUCAGCGGGGGCGGACCAGAACCAGAACCAGCUUCAGGGAAAAGGAAAGUGAAGCUUUAAUUCUGUCCAGGAUCCCCAGGAUGAAGGACACGUUCAGGUUUCUGGUGGUUUUGGUUCCUCUGCUGGUUUCUGUGCAGCGCUCAGAGUGUUUGCGGUGUUUUGGUUCUUUUGACCUGACCACAGGUGAGUGUAGUAAAGAUUUGGGCAAUGUGGACCAAGAUGAUUGCUGCCAGAACUCCCGAUUCGGCUACGAAGCAGAAGAUGGAUCAUGUCAUUCAUGUGGUCCACCCACAUGGUCUCCCUGGACGUCUUGGUCAUUCUGCAAUGUUCUGUGUGGGGAGGGCGUGAGACAGAGAAGCAGGAAGUGUCAUGGCAUUGGAGAAGCAGAGUGUGACAACCCUCAGGACACACUGCAGACAGACGUGUGCAGUGGCACCUGCUGCAAUGAUACGGGCUGGGGCUUAUGGAACCCCUGGACUCCAUGCUCAGUCACCUGUGGAGGAACAGGAACCCGAACAAGACGGAGAGUCUGCUCCAAUCCUCCUGAAUGUCGAUCGCUAUGCAUUGGGCCUGAAGAAGAGAAGGAGUCCUGUGAGGCCAGCAACAGGUGUCCGGUCCAUGGAAGUUGGUCAAGUUGGGAAGCUUGGUCACAGUGCUCUGGUUCCUGUAUCACUGACCAAAACAUGCCCACAAGAGUACGACGGCGCACCUGCUCCAACCCGGCCCCCUCUACUGACACGGUACCACCAGGCAACAACUGUCCUGGUGAUGCUCUUGAGACGCAGGACUGCAGCGAAAUCCCUAAUUGUCCAGUGGAUGGCAACUGGGGGAACUGGUUUCCACCUGCCCAGUGCUCCGUCUCUUGUGGAGAAGGUCUGCAGCUGUCAUUUAGGCAGUGUGACAACCCUAGCCCUCAAUAUGGUGGCAAAUAUUGUGAGGGGCCAAGCACUCGGACCAGCGUCUGUAAAAGUCCCUGUCCUGUCCAUGGAGUCUGGUCUGGUUGGUCAAACUGGGGCGACUGUUCAUCUACCUGUAUCCCACCUGGCAGAGCUUCAUUGAGGACUCGCCAUCGAUCAUGUUCUAACCCUGCCCCAUCGUUGAACCCACCUGGUAAUGAAUGCCAAGGUGACAACUCCCAAACGGAACAUUGCAACCACCUACCUCAUUGCCCAGUGGAUGGCAACUGGAGUCCCUGGUCAGCCUUCACUCCCUGCCCGGUUACAUGUGGCGUGGCUCUUCAAGUCUCAGAGAGGAGAUGCAACAACCCUGCUCCCAAUCAUGGUGGCCGUCCAUGUCCUGGAAACGAUAAGCAAACCAAACUGUGCUCAACACAAGUCCACUGCCCAGUGGACGGCGUGUGGUCCGAGUGGUCCGCCUGGAGUGCCUGUACGUCCCCAUGGGGAGGAAGAGAUAUCAGGUGCAAGCCAAUAGGUGGCAAGCAGACUCGAAACCGCAAAUGCCAACAUCGAGCUCACAACGGCUCCAUCUGCACCGACGGAAAGUUGACAGACACUCGGGUCUGCUACAACGUUGAUAACUGCGAUAAGAAAGGAAUCUGGGAUGGCUGGGAGCCUUGGAGUUUCUGUAAACCGGUCUGCGGAGUCUCGUCUAAACGUACGAGGUUCAAAAUCUGUAAACCUGACUACAGCGAGUACAGUCCAACUAUUGGUCGUCAGGGGGAACAAGCACAUUACCAUGGAAGGCCAAAGUGUGGCAGGCUUCCUGACGGAGAGAAGAGGUAUGAAUUUGAAGACUGCCUUAAUGUCCCUCCCUGCACCUAACAGUGCAUUAGCCGACAACUUCAACAAUGUCAAAGCUGGCUUUAUUGGUGACAUAUUUGAAGAAACUGCAUUUUAAAGUCUGUUUUCUACUAAAACUUUUUACUCUGGAAGAUGGGUAAAUUUGUUGCUUUGCUUUUUGUGAUUUUUAUCAUUCUUUAUGCAUCCAAAUCAGAUUCUUUAUUAUUGCAAUAGCUUUAAACAAAAUUGGAAUAAAAAAUAAAUAAGUAUG
Messenger RNA from Gambusia affinis (western mosquitofish), 2107 nucleotides. Its product is annotated as properdin-like. The transcript has 12 exons. The record is from RefSeq and is a predicted model, not a curated record. NCBI's taxonomy places the organism in Eukaryota, Metazoa, Chordata, Actinopteri, Cyprinodontiformes, Poeciliidae. The coding region runs from base 16 to 1878 and encodes 620 amino acids.